CACUAUAAAAUUACAAAUAUUCUCUCUCUGAUCUCCCUCCUCUUCCUGCAGAAACCUUGUUUAAUUAACCUGUCUCUUGUUGUGUAUUGAAGAGCCAGAGGCGAUUCUUGAUUUAGAUCUCGUCACUGAUUUUUACGCAAUUCUUUAUUGUAUCGAACAAACAAAUUACUACCCCAUAUAGUUGGACGCUCCAUUAGUUACUUCUCUGCUGCAUUCUCUUUCUCUUGAUUUUACUUUGAAUCUCCAGUCUUCAACGAAUCAAAACUGGUUGGUUGAUCUGAUUGGUUAGUUACUGGAGAUUGGUUUGGAUUUUACUCAAUUGCGUUCAGUUCUCUGCUUUUGAGACACCAAAAGGUGAUUCGGAAUCGUAGUUCUUCUGCGUGCUGAAUUCUUGAUUCGUGAGUAGGAUUGGAAUUCAGGUGCCUGGGACUCGGUUUAAUGAUUGUUUUAUAGUGAACUUAAGUUGUGUUAUUGGACUUCGGAAAAUGUGAGUACUGAUUGGUAUGAUUUUACUGAGAAAGAUCUCCGGAAGGUUGUCUUCAAUGCUUGUAGGAAUAGUGCGGAUUCGUGGUAACAUAUAUAGAAGCUCAUAUGUUAUGAUAGGUUAUGUUUUUUGCUGUUCUUGGAGAGACACCGGUUAUUUAGUGGAUUCUGUUUCCUCUUAAAAACAACUUUGGACAUGAGAAGCCCCUGGUUCAGUAAACUAUCUCUCAUUUUCGGCCUUAGACUGCCGCAUAGUUGGUUGCUUUUGUGCGUCAUUUGUGUACUUGCACUAAUUGCUAUUUUAGGAUCUACUUCAAGUACAUUUGAUUCUGUGACAAACACUCCAGUUCCUGACAUCUAUUCCAACUAUAGAAGGUUAAAGGAGCAAGCUGCAGUUGAUUAUUUGGAGCUGAGAACUCUCUCAUUAGGAGCUAGUCGGCAAAAAGAGCUGGGACUUUGUGGCAAAGAAAGAGAAAAUUUUGUGCCUUGUUACAAUGUUUCAGCAAAUUUGUUGGCUGGAUUUAAAGAUGGGGAGGAGUUAGAUAGACAUUGCGAAGUGUCAAGACCAAGACAAUGGUGUUUGGUUCGCCCCCCAAAGGAUUAUAAGAUCCCCUUAAGGUGGCCUGCUGGUAGGGAUGUCAUAUGGAGCGGUAAUGUGAUGCUUACCAAGGACCAGUUUCUUUCAUCUGGAAGCAUGACAAAAAGGUUGAUGUUAUUGGAAGAGAAUCAAAUUGCUUUUCAAUCAGAAGAUGGAUUGGUGUUUGAUGGCGUCAAAGAUUAUUCUCGCCAGAUUGCAGAGAUGAUAGGUUUAGGAAGCGACUCAGAAUUUCUUCAAGCUGGUGUGCGAACUGUACUGGAUAUUGGUUGUGGAUUUGGUAGCUUUGGAGCUCAUUUGGUAUCGCUGAAGUUAAUGGCUGUUUGUAUUGCGGCAUAUCAAGCAACUGGCAGUCAAGUUCAGCUGGCCCUUGAGAGAGGUCUUCCGGCAAUUAUUGGAAACUUCAAUUCACGGAAACUUCCAUAUCCAUCAUUGUCGUUUGAUAUGGUUCAUUGUGCUCAAUGUGGUAUUAAUUGGGAUGAAAAAGAUGGUAUGCUUCUUAUUGAAGUUGAUCGACUUCUCAAGCCUGGAGGUUACUUUGUUUUAACCUCACCAAUGAGCAAGCCUCAUGGGAGUGCGUUGAACUCAAAGAGGAGAAACAUAGUGACGGUGAUGGAAGCAUUAACUGAAAAAAUAUGUUGGAAUCUUCUAGCUCAGCAGGAGGAGACUUUUGUCUGGCAGAAAACUGUGGAUGUCAAUUGCUAUAAAUCCCGUAAGCAGGACACACCACCACUAUGCAAUGAUGGGCACGAUGCUUCACCAUAUUAUCAACCCCUUGUGGCAUGUAUAACUGGAACCACCAGCAAACGCUGGAUUCCCAUUCAGAAGAUGUCUUUGGGUUUCCAUUUGAACUCGGCUGAGCUUCAAGUUCAUGAAGUUCAGCCUGAAGAUUUCUUUGAAGACUUACAGGUUUGGGGAUCAGCUCUAAGAAACUACUGGUCUUUGCUUACACCCUUAAUUUUCUCUGACCAUCCUAAGAGGCCAGGGGAUGAGGACCCAUUACCUCCAUAUAACAUGAUACGAAAUGUGAUGGACAUGAAUGCUCACUAUGGGGGUCUAAAUGCUGCAUUUCUGGAGGAAAAGAAAUCAGUGUGGGUGAUGAAUGUUGUGCCUGUUUGGGCUCAUAAUACACUUCCUCUAAUACUUGACCGAGGUUUUGCUGGUGUUUUGCAUGAUUGGUGUGAGCCAUUCCCUACAUACCCCCGUACAUACGACAUGCUUCAUGCCAAUGGGCUUCUCUCACAUCUUAGUUCAGAGAGAUGCCGCAUGAUGGACUUGCUUUUAGAGAUGGAUAGAAUUCUACGCCCUGAGGGAUGGAUUGUUCUUUCUGAUAAAUUGGGAGCUAUAGAGAUGGCACGGGCACUUGCUACACAGAUACACUGGGAAGCGAGGGUUAUUGACUUGCAGAAUGGUAGUGACCAGAGGUUACUUGUCUGUCAGAAACCAUUUGUGAGAAAAUGAUUGAUCUAGCAUUAAGUGGUCUCGCCAUCACCAAAGUGUACAAACUUAUUUUGCUCUGGUCAUGAAUCUUUUUUGAUAGUAUCACCAUGUUGCUCGGGGAAGCUGUAAAGUAAAAGGGAGGCUGGCUGCACAAGUAGCUGAGAAGCAUGCAAUUUUUGUCAAGGCAUUUGUUGUAAUUCAUUCAUCAUUUUUUCAAAGCAAAUUCUUUUUUCUCAAAAAAAAAAAAUUACCCUGUAUUGAAAAUUAACUACAGUGGAUGGAGAAUUAGCAAAACCACGAAAUGUUAGUUAAACAAUAUUCUCUCUUGGGUUGGACUUGGGUGUUUGAAGUUGGUGGGGGCUAAACCCUAAAGGGAUCUUGCCAAGUUUAUUGUUUUAGGUGUGUAAUGUUUAGAAGGUGAGGUCUAAAGCUUUCAAGUUUCCAGUGAAUAUGUUUAUACAGUUGUAAUUUCUGUACCUGAACUUAGUGUUUCUUCAUUCUGAAAGUGAUUCAUUUUGCUGA
Messenger RNA from Manihot esculenta (cassava), 3040 nucleotides. Its product is annotated as probable methyltransferase PMT5. The record is from RefSeq and is a predicted model, not a curated record. Bases 680 to 2539 code for a protein of 619 amino acids. Gene Ontology annotation, cellular component: cytoplasm. Gene Ontology annotation, molecular function: methyltransferase activity. Lineage: Eukaryota; Viridiplantae; Streptophyta; Magnoliopsida; Malpighiales; Euphorbiaceae. The transcript is spliced from 10 exons.